AUGGCCUUCGGGUUCUUCAGGAUAGCGGCAGACCUGUCGCACGUCACCUCCAAAUGCAUCCUCCUCUUCUCCAUUCAUCGAAACCGGAGUUCCGAAGGCGUCUCCCUCUUGACCCAGGUCUUCUACGCCCUCGUCUUCGUCACCCGAUACACCGACCUCUUCACUGAGACGCAUGCCUGGAACUACUGCUUAAAGGUCUUCUACCUGCUCUCGUCCUUCUAUACUAUCGCUGUUAUGCGCUUUGUCUAUCCACGCACCCGCGAGCGUGAGGUUGCCUGGAAGCUAAGUGCUAUGAUCUUGCUUGGCAGCCUGGUGCUGUCGCCCUUUUUCAUGCUCAUCUUUGAGCCUAAGUACCUGUGGUCCUUCCAAGACUUUCUCUGGGUCUUCUCUCAAAUUCUUGAAUCUGUCUGCGUCCUCCCACAACUUCUUCUCCUCCGUCAGACCACCGUGCCGACCGUCAUUACCUCCUUCUACAUCGUCUUCCUCGGUGCCUACCGCGCACUGUACCUGGUCAACUGGUUCCUGCGCGAACUCGAUCCAAAUGACCGCCGCCCGAACCCGAUCUCUGUUAUCUUCGGCAUCGUGCAGACCGCGUUGUAUGCCGACUUUGCCUGGGUCUACUGGUCUCGUCAACGUGUCAAGCUGCGUAACGGCGGUAUCGUUGAUGCGGAUGACCUCCGUCGCGGCUGGCUCCUGCGCCGCAUCUUUGGCGCAAAGCCGCUUGCUAGGGAGAUCGAUGGAGAGGGUGGUGAUGAGGAGAGCGCCCCUGCCCUUGGCGGCAGCCGUGGAGGGUUCAACCACCAGCCGCUUAACGGCGGGCGGCCGUCUCGUGCAAAGUGGGGUUCCCGUGGGAUUUCCAUCAGCGCCGACGAAGGCGUGUUCGAUAGUCGUGUGGACGACGACGACGAUGACGAUGUAGAGCAGGGCGUGACGAGUGCUGCCGCUGAUCCGGAUGCUAAGAUGCGUGAUCCGGACGAGCUGGCGCGCGCCCUGGACGAUGACGACGAAGACGAUAAUAAUGCCCUGCCAGGAGCGUCGAAGGGGCAAGUCAGUACGGAAUCUUCGAAUAGUAUUUCGCCGUCUUCUGCGAAGGGGAAGCAGAGCAGGUCAGAGGAAGAGAAUGCAUGGAGUGCUCCUUGA
This is a messenger RNA of Thermochaetoides thermophila DSM 1495, 1140 nucleotides long. RefSeq lists its product as uncharacterized. Gene Ontology annotation, biological process: endoplasmic reticulum to Golgi vesicle-mediated transport; protein retention in ER lumen. The transcript has 4 exons. Bases 1 to 1140 code for a protein of 379 amino acids. The record is from RefSeq and is a predicted model, not a curated record. NCBI's taxonomy places the organism in Eukaryota, Fungi, Ascomycota, Sordariomycetes, Sordariales, Chaetomiaceae. Gene Ontology annotation, molecular function: ER lumen protein retrieval receptor activity. Gene Ontology annotation, cellular component: cis-Golgi network; endoplasmic reticulum; membrane.